Molecule: messenger RNA, 1377 nt
Organism: Patiria miniata (bat star)
Lineage: Eukaryota; Metazoa; Echinodermata; Asteroidea; Valvatida; Asterinidae
Exons: 1
Coding region: 1-1377 (458 amino acids)
Molecular function (GO): nucleic acid binding
Source: RefSeq, a predicted model, not a curated record
AUGACUAUACCAAGGUUGGAAUUGAUGGGUGCCACACUCUCCAUCAAACUUGAUGCGAUGGUUCGUAGAGAGUUAGAUGUGUCAUUAGAGGAUUCAGUAUUUUGGACAGACAGCACCAUAGUACUGCAGUAUGUGAAGAAUGAGGAGCGACGGUUUCUCACAUUCGUGGCAAAUAGAGUUGCAGUUAUCCAUAGCGGGUCAUCACCCAGUCAAUGGCAUCAUGUUGUGUCUAGGCUUAAUCCAGCCGAUGAUGUUUCAAGAGGACAAACAGCUGAGGAGCUGCUUACUAACAAGCGAUGGCUCUAUGGACCCGACUUCCUUUGCCUGGAAGAUAGUGAAUGGCCAAAAUCGCCAAGCCUGAGAGAUCUACCAGAUGAAGAUCCAGAGAUAAAGCCAGACAAGGAGGUGGUUACUGUAUGUGCUGUAAACAAGAUGGAACAGGUCGAUGUGGUAGACAGGUUGUUGAAGAGGCAUUCCUCAUGGCAUAGAUUGAAGAAGAAUGUGGCGUGGUUGCUGCAGGUAAAAAACUACUUGCGAGCCAAGGCAAGGAAGCAACCGACAGUAGACAUGCAGAAGCUACUGGCCGUAGAUGAGAUGACGAGAGCAGAGGAUGCUAUCAUUUUGUAUAUCCAGAGAGAGUCCUUUUGUGAAGAGUUGAAGUUCCUCCAGAAGGACAAGGUAGACUCCAGAAGGUCAAAGGACUACAUCAAGAAGACAAGUCCUUUAUACAAGCUUGACCCAGUGUUGUCCGCUGAUGGUAUCAUAAGGAUUGGUGGUCGUCUGAAGAACGCUCCAGUAGACGAGGGAGUGAAACGUCCGGCCGUGUUGCCUAAAGAUCACCAUGUAGUCACUCUGAUUGUCAGACAAUUCCAUCAAGAAUCGGGACACUCUGGAAGAGAGCACGUACUUUCCCUAUUGCGUCAAAGAUAUUGGUUGAUCAAGGCCAGGUCUACAGUCCGCAGUAUUUUGCGUGAUUGUUUUGGGUGUAGACGUCAAUCAGCCACACCAGUCGAGCAAAAGAUGGCAGAUCUGCCAUCUGACAGGGUCACGCCAAACAAGCCACCAUUCAGUUUUGUUGGAGUGGAUUGUUUUGGUCCGUUCAUGGUUAAACCAGGUCGAAGCUUGGUCAAACGCUAUGGGUGUAUCUUUACCUGUCUAGUUGUUCGAGCCGUUCAUAUUGAAGUCCUACAUACCAUGGAAGCGGAUUCUUUCAUCAACACGUUACAACGGUUCAUGUGUCGACGUGGAGAGCCGGAAGAGAUCAGGUCCGAUAACUGGUCCAACUUUGUGGGCGCCGAGAGAGAGCUUAGAGAAGCUACACAGUCCCUAGAUCAGCAGAAGGUCAAUGAGUUCCUCCUUCAGAAAGGGGUGAAGUGA